AUAAUGGGCAUGCCCAAAUCAAUCACCUUCUUCAGAUACUCUCAUGUAUCAUGCAAUGGAUUGAACCUCCAGAAGUGGUUAUAAAAGAAAUAAGGUUGGGUCGAAGUGAAAGUGAAUUUAUUGAUGGUUGCCAUGCAUUGCUGUCAAUUGCCACUCUGACUACUCCUUUGCUCUUUAACAACCUUUUGCUAUCUCUGAGACCUUUUGGAACCAUUCACUUUUUAUCUAUCUUGACAAGUGAUGUUGUAAAAACGGAUUUAGUUAAUCACGAUGAAGAGGAAACAUGGACGGCAGAAGCUCUGGAUAUUCUACUGGAGACAUGGAAUGUUAUUUUUGGGACAUCAGAUGGAGAUAAGAAUUCAAUUUCAGCAGAAGGACGAGCUGUAUCUGCCAAACUAUUCAACAAUAUUGUGGAGUCUUAUCUGGAAGCUGCUGCUGCAACCGCCUAUGAUGAGGAUGACAAUGCUGAGCACUUCGUUGCAUCUGUCUCAAAAAGAGAUGAAAGGUUGGAGUCAUAUGCUGUUAUUGCUCGAGCUGCUGCUGAGAUUACUAUUCCUUUUCUGAUAAAUGUGUUUUCUCAACGCGUUUCUCAUCUUAAUCAGAUAAUUGGGAAAAGUGAUCCUACUCGCAUUUUAGAAGAGCUUUACUGGAUCUUAUUGAUGAUUGGCCAUGUUCUAAUGGAUGCCGGGGAGGGCGAGACAGCACUUAUUCCGGAAACAUUAAAAGCUGGAUUUCCAAAUUUCCUGGAAGAAGCACAGCAUCCUGUGGUUGUACUCUCCUGGUCAAUAAUAGAUUUUUCAAGGCGGAGUUUAGAUCCAGAGACGAGAGCAGCAUAUUUUAGUCCUCGCCUUAUGGAGGCUGUAGUAUGGUUUCUUGCUCGAUGGGUUGAUACGUAUUUGAUGCCAGUUGAUGGCACCAAAGUUCAUAUUUCGUCAGCAUCUGAUAGUUUAAAGCAUGGACCUCUGUCUUCUAAAAGGAUUCUACUUAAUUUUGCUGGUGAACACAAACAAGGAGAAAUGGUGCUUGACAUCAUUGCUCGCAUUUGUAUAAAUGCUUUAACUUCAUACCCCGGGGAGAAAGAGCUGCAGGCGCUUACAUGCCAAAAGCUUCUUGUAGCACUUGUUCGUCGAAGGAAUGUCUGCAGUCGACUUUUAUCCAUGGAUUCAUGGCUUGAUCUUGCACGAGCAUUUUCAAAUGAAAGAAGUUUGUUCUCCUUAAAUCCCCGUCUGCAACGUUCUCUAGCCGAAAACCUUGUUUGUGCAGCUUCCAGCCUCAAAGAUGCAGAGGCCUCCAAUCAGUAUGUGAGGGAUCUCAUUGGACCAAUGACUUCAUACCUUGCAGAAAUGUCUGCUAGGAAUGAUCUCAAGGAUAUUGCCCAAUUGCCAGACGCGAUGUAUACGGUGAAUUGUUUGUUGGAAAGGUUGAUAGGUGUGGCUAGAGCAACUCAACCCCGCACUCAAAAGGCUUUGUUUGAUGUGUGUGUUGCUGUAAUGAACCCUCUAAUUACUCUUUUGGAAGCUUACAAAAAUCAGCCGUCAGUUGUGUACCUGAUAAUAAAGUUCUCGGUUGACUUUGUUGAUGGACAAAUUGCAUUCCUUAAUGCUAAAGAUACCUCUGUUUUAGUUAGCUUCUGCCUGCAGCUGCUUCAAGCUUACUCAUCCCAAAAUAUUGGGAAACUAUCAUUGUCUCAUUCAUCCACCCUAUUGGGUGGGGCUCAAGUUGAGGAUUAUAAGGAUUUGCUUGCUUUGCUUCAGCUCCUCACGAAUCUGUGUUCCAAAGAUUUGAUUGACUUUUCUCCGGAUGAAACAGGUAGCCCAGAUAUUGCUGAGGUCGUCUUUGUUGGUCUGCACAUCGUCAGCCCUUUAAUUUCAUUUGAUCUUCUAAAAUUUCCCAAGCUCAGCAGUUGUUAUUUUCGGCUUAUAUCGCAUAUGCUGGAAGUGUACCCUGAGAAGGUUGUUUUGUUGACAAAGGAGGCUUUCGCUCAAGUAAUUGCAUCACUUGACUUUGGUAUUCAACACCAGGACCUUGAUGCAGUUGAUAUGUGCUUGAGAGCAAUCAACGCCCUUGCAUCCUUUUUAUACCGAGACAAAACUGUUGGCAGGGAAGGAUUAGUUGCACGUACAGUUGAUUCAAAGGGUUCAAAUGGGGAGCUACAAGAGAAUAUAUCAAGUCAUUUUCUUCGAUUAUUGCUGCAAUUAGUUUUGUUUGAAGACUUCAGAGUGGAUCUUACUGGUUCAGCAGCUGAUGCACUUCUUCCACUAAUCCUAUGUGAGCAAGAUUUAUAUCAGAGGCUAGUACAGGAGUUCAUCGACAAACAGCCAAUCGAUUCUCUCAGAACAAGAUUGGCCAAAUCAUUUCAUUCUCUUACAAGUUCAAACAACCUUUCAUCUUCCCUUGACAGACCCAACCGGCACCGCUUUCGAAAGAACUUCCAUGAAUUCUUAACCGAGAUCUCAGGCUUGAGGAUCAAGUGAAUUUUUUGUUUGGGAAUGGAAGAAUCCAAUCAAUUCUCCUCUGCUGGCCAUUCUUCGCUGUUUUACCGGCGGAGCGGAGAUGAUUUCAAUGUUCUAUUCAAACCCAGGCGCCCAAUGUUUUGCAUAGCACGCAUUCAUAACCUUGUAAAGUACUCUGUAUGAUCUCAUUGCCCUGUUCAAGAGUUUCAAUAGUUGCUGUGCUUUGUUUUUGAAGGAUUGGGUUCUAAUGUAAAUUUCUUAUUAUAAGAUCUUGUUUUUGAACUGCAAGUAUUGAGUUGAACAUUGAAAUUAUGAUCUUUGUAGGCCUUUAUCAA
Molecule: messenger RNA, 2788 nt
Organism: Dendrobium catenatum
Lineage: Eukaryota; Viridiplantae; Streptophyta; Magnoliopsida; Asparagales; Orchidaceae
Product: exportin-4
Biological process (GO): protein export from nucleus
Cellular component (GO): nuclear pore; cytoplasm
Molecular function (GO): nuclear export signal receptor activity
Source: RefSeq, a predicted model, not a curated record